GGCGUGGUGUGACAAUUGGGGAUAGUUAACCCAUAAAACGGGUUGACGAGGCAUCUUAAGAAGCGCUUUGAAUUAUUUGUUUCAACCAGGCCAGCAUAGGCAAAUUCAAGUGUAUGACAUAUUGCUAACACUGGACUGAAUUAUAUUUUUAUCUGCAUUUAAGUUUCUUUUUCGUCACCGCGUGACGCAUCAGUCAGCCAUUUUUGCUUGAACAUGGCAUCCAGCGUAACUGUGGAGAAGGAAACAAUGAAGCCUGAAGAGCCUAAGCCCGAGCGUGUCGUCUGUGAUACCUGUAUGGAGGCCACCGCUGUAAAAACCUGCCUCACGUGCAUGGCGUCCUUCUGUGAGGACCAUGUAAGACCGCACAAGGAGAACCCGAUAUUUAGCACGCAUCAGCUGAGCGACCCGCUUGGAGACCUCCGCGAGCGCAUCUGCACCGACCACCACAAGUUGAUGGAGUUCUACUGCACCUAGCAUCGCCGCUGUAUUUGUAGCGUCUGUCUGCAGCAGGUGCACAAGGUGUGUCAGUUCUCCACCCCCGACGAAGAGCGAGCUUUGCAAGAGUCUAACAUGAAAAACAAACUAGGCAUGCUGGAUGGAAAAAUUGAGAAGAACCAAAAUGUCAUUUACGAGAUGAAGAUUCUACAGAGCAAGCUGAAGGACACCGCAUCGAGCAAGAAGAAGGUUCUGGAAGGUGAGUAUCGGCAGAUCCGGGAGAUGCUAGACCGGGAGGAGCGGGAGGCCCUGAACACGGUAGACCUUGAGCAGGAGAGCGGUCAGACCAAGCUGCAGGGUCUCAUGAAGAAGUUUGACCAGAACUUCGAUAAGAUGAGUGGAGCCAGAGAUGAAAUCAACAACCUCCUUAGCCAGUCUGAGAGCCUGGCCUUUCUACAGAGCCUUCAAUUAAACCUCCAAAUGUCCCUGGCAAAAAGACCACCAUCUGUAAAACGACCACCAUCAGUAAAAAGACCACUAGCUCCAAAAAGAAAUGACCAGCCAUGUAAGUUCACAAACUUGAGAAAAUACACAGUGUACAGUAGAUGUUUACUGGUAUGUGUGUGGCAGUGUAUAUGUAUUUUUUAUUAUCAUGGCAUGGUCCUCCCCGUGGAUGCCUCUCCCUCUGUGAUUUACUGUAACAGCUAUGCUCGACACCAAUCUUUCUCAAUAGCAACAAACCAGUCAGUAUUUACAAAGACCCUGUGAAGGAAUCUUUAUGGGGCACAUUCCUUCACAUUAGGGACCACAGCAGAAAACCGCUCAAGAUCCACAGUUUUAUCAUAACUUGGGGUUUGGUAACAGACAUACUGCAAAUGAGUAUGAUUUAUAAAUGCUACACCAGCUGCCAGGGACAUGUCUUCCCUGCCUCGCAUAGAUUUGCCUUCAUCUCACGUAAAAAAUAUUUGUGUGAGAAAACUGAACCCUGUUUGUUGGGCGACCUCUUGAUUCCAGUCAAACUUAGUAAAAGAGAGAACAAAAGGAUGUGUAAUAGAUAUGAAAAUAUUUAUUAUGGGCUUGUUUCCAAAUCCAGAUCAACAAUUAUCACAUUUACUUCAAGCUUUAUCUGUAAUAGCUAAUUUAAACAAACUCUCUUGUUUUAUAUCACUUCUUUUGUUUUCUGCCAUUCAGAGUAGAUUGAGGUGAAUGACUGUUAGGUGAUUGUUUUCAAUAAAAGCUCAAUUUCCC
Messenger RNA from Osmerus eperlanus (European smelt), 1683 nucleotides. RefSeq lists its product as uncharacterized. The coding region runs from base 571 to 1203 and encodes 210 amino acids. The transcript is spliced from 4 exons. Lineage: Eukaryota; Metazoa; Chordata; Actinopteri; Osmeriformes; Osmeridae. The record is from RefSeq and is a predicted model, not a curated record.